AUGUAUCAUAGAACAAUCGAACAAUAUAAAAUUCGAAAAUUAAUUUACCAGACCGUUUGAAAAUUUAAAGAUGAAAUUAAAAAUCCGUAAUAUCUUCACAAAGUUCAGGAAAUCUAUAAACAAAGGUCUUGAAUCAGCAAGCGAAAGAAUAUCAACUUUCAAGAAAGCAAGAGCGGACUUGAUCAAAAAUCUUGAAGAAGGCAUGCCUGAACUUAUCAGCUACAAGAAAAUAAAAGAUGAAUUACCAAAUCUUCAUGUAGAGAAGACUGAAACAGGAACAGUCCGCAUUGGAAAAACCGAUAUCGGUGAUCUUGAGUUCCACAUGGAAUCCGGUCGCUUCAGAAAAGUCUAUGAUAGUUUGGGAAUAUCAAACAUAAUAAGCGAGGAUAUUGAAAAGGGUAUGCGAAAACAAUUAAACUCUGCAGCAAAGAAGAUUGCCGAUUUGGAAGAAGAAGUUGCUAAGUUUAAAACAGGAAAGAUGAAGGACUAUGAUAUACCGCUCGAUAAGGCGAAGGAGAAGCUUUCAACGACUCAGAAAAAAAAAUUGACAAAUCAUUAUAAUAAAGGAUUGAAAAUAGCGGCUGCUACUGGUGUAGUAGUAUUAGGAGUAGGAAUAGCAGCACUCGGUAUUGACCAACUGAUUCAAGAAUGUCACAAGGCCAAAGGCUGCUUUCUAUUUAAAAGUGAUACCGGAGAAGCUGGUAGGUGCAAGUUGGAGAAUCGCUCUUGUGCUUACAAAGAUCAUCCCCAUAGAAUUCCCCAAUGCAAUUCUACGGUAAUGGAUAAACUCAUGCCUAACUUGAACCUGGUGAUGAGGUACCUCAUGAAAAACAGUGACACUACAUUGUUUACGGACUUCAAAUCUUACUUGGAAACAAAUUUUUCAGGUGACAAAGAAAUUAUUACUACCACAUUGCAGAAAAUGAAGGAGAAUACCAUCACGAACAAGGAAAUUGAGGGCUUUAUCCAAAGAUCGGCCUUCGAAGAGAAAUUGAAUCAAUUCUGCGAAAUUAAUAGAAAUUCAUUGACAUUUACCGAUUUUUGUGACUUGCUCGAUGACAAAGAGAGGACAGAAACUGUGUGUGUAGCUUGCAACCCUUCUGCACCUCACAAUUCGUUACAAUAUGUCAAUAUUGAAGAUCUGCCCGAUAACCUAAGACCCCGCUGCGAUGAAAAUCCGACUUUGUGGGAAGCGUUUGUUAAAAUUUCUGGUGACACUCCGCGUGACAUUGCCGAUGCGUUAGGACUCACGGAGGCCUGGACAACUAUUGCAAAGUGGGUUGGUGUGUUCAUUGGGGUCAUGCUGCUUUUCAUAGGCGUCGGGUAUCUCAUGUACAUGUUUCGGACGAAAGGUGGGGAUGAUGAGAUAAGUUACUCCAAACUUGAAAAUGAAGAUGACGAAGAUGAUAAUCAUAAACAUCACAAAGAUCACAAAGAACAUCACAAAGAUUAGAAAAAGACGGAAGAAUCUAAAGUUUAGAUGGAUUUUAAAUUGAGAUUUUUGAAUAUUGAAAUAUUUUGAAAACAAUUUUUUUAAUUUUU
Cotesia glomerata is the source of this 1542-nucleotide messenger RNA. RefSeq lists its product as uncharacterized. Bases 71 to 1453 code for a protein of 460 amino acids. NCBI's taxonomy places the organism in Eukaryota, Metazoa, Arthropoda, Insecta, Hymenoptera, Braconidae. The transcript has a single exon. The record is from RefSeq and is a predicted model, not a curated record.